Manis pentadactyla (Chinese pangolin) is the source of this 1816-nucleotide messenger RNA. RefSeq names its product HtrA serine peptidase 4 (gene HTRA4). Gene Ontology annotation, cellular component: extracellular region. NCBI's taxonomy places the organism in Eukaryota, Metazoa, Chordata, Mammalia, Pholidota, Manidae. The transcript is spliced from 9 exons. Gene Ontology annotation, molecular function: protein binding; serine-type endopeptidase activity. Gene Ontology annotation, biological process: positive regulation of apoptotic process; proteolysis; programmed cell death. The record is from RefSeq and is a predicted model, not a curated record. The coding region runs from base 160 to 1611 and encodes 483 amino acids.
UGGUGUACGGGAGUGGGUGCAGAGGUCUGCCAGGCUCUGCCCCUUAAAGCCGGGGCUGGCGGAGGCGGCACCCCAGCCGGGCAGAGCUGCUCCCUGUAGAGCGGCUGCGGGGUCGCGAGUGAAGACACGGGGAAAGUGGGGGCGGAGGAAGGGAGCAGGAUGGCCCGGCCGCCGCUGGCGCCGGCUGGGCUCGGACGCCUCCUCCUGCUUUGGCUGCUGCUGGCCCCGGGGCCCGUGCUCAGGGUCGGGACGAGGAGGGUCAGGCCCUGGCGGCCUCUCUGCCCCGCGGCCUGCGAGCCGACGCGCUGCCCGCCGCUGCCCACCUGCCCGGCGGGGGCGACGCCGGUGCCCGACCGCUGCAGCUGCUGCCGCGUGUGCGCCGCGGGCGAGGGCGAGGCGUGCGGCGGGGCGGCGGGGCGGCCCUGCGCCCCGGGGCUCCAGUGCCGCGCCCCCCCCGCUCCGCGGCGCUCCGGCGGCGCCGGGCUCGGCACGUGCGGCUGCCCCGAGGCGGGGCCGGCUGUGUGCGGCAGCGACGGGCGCACCUACCCCAGCCUGUGUGCGCUCCGCGCCGAGAACCUCGCCGCGCGGCUCCGGGGCGCGCUCCCGGCCGUGCCGGUGCAAAACGGGGGAUGUGCCGACCCAGGGACCAGCAGCGCAGGAUGGCUCAGGAGCAAGCACAACUUCAUCGCUGCGGUGGUGGAACAGGUAGCGCCAGCCGUGGUUCACUUGCAGCUCUUCCAAAGGUCACCUCUGAGCAGUGAGGCUAUUCCUGCAUCCAGUGGCUCUGGGUUCAUAGUGUCUGAGGAUGGGCUCAUUGUUACCAAUGCCCACGUUCUCACCAACUGGCAGCGGAUCCGAGUGGAGCUCCACAGUGGGGUCCAGUAUGAAGCCACUGUCAAGGACAUUGACCAUAAGUUGGAUCUUGCACUGAUUAAGAUUGAGCCAAAUACUGACCUUCCUGUGUUGCUGCUCGGAAGGUCGUCCGACCUGCGGGCUGGAGAGUUCGUGGUGGCCUUGGGCAGCCCAUUUUCUCUGCAGAACACAGUGACCGCGGGAAUUGUCAGCACUACACAGCGAGGGGGCAAAGAGCUGGGGCUGAUGGAUUCAGAUGUGGACUAUAUCCAGACUGAUGCCAUCAUCAAUCACGGGAAUUCUGGGGGGCCGCUGGUGAACUUGGAUGGGGAGGUGAUUGGCAUAAAUACACUGAAGGUGACGGCAGGAAUCUCCUUUGCAAUACCCUCAGAUCGAAUUAGAAAGUUCUUGGCAGAAUUCCACAAGCGCCAGUUGAAAGGAAAGGCUCUUUCACAGAAGAAGUAUCUGGGUUUGCGAAUGCUGCCCCUCACUAUGAACCUUCUUCAGGAGAUGAAAAGGCAGAAUCCAGAUUUCCCGGAUGUGAAUUCUGGGGUUUUUGUAUAUGAGGUGAUUAAAGGAACAGCGGCUGAAAGCUCUGGGCUGAGAGACCACGAUAUCAUUGUGAGCAUAAACGGGCAACCUGUCACUACGACCAGGGACGUUACUGAGGCCGUUAAGGACAGUGAUCUCCUUUCCAUCAUGGUUCGUCGGGCAAGCCAAACUUUGAUUCUGACGGUCACACCUGAAAUAAUCAAUUAAGUAUCUUGCUUUAAAAAGAAAUUAUCUAACAAAAACCAAAGCUGUAUUACCUGGUUUGUACUGAGGGUGUAUGUGCCAAAGAUGGCAAGGGAUUUUAGAAUCUCUUAUAAAGAAAAAUGAAUGGUUUAGGACACACACACAUAUUCAGGGGCCAUUACAUUGGGGGUGCUACACUACUGGCAAGAAGCCUUACUAAGGCACGUGG